Messenger RNA from Brettanomyces bruxellensis, 1185 nucleotides. RefSeq lists its product as uncharacterized. Gene Ontology annotation, molecular function: cardiolipin synthase activity. The record is from RefSeq and is a predicted model, not a curated record. Gene Ontology annotation, biological process: cardiolipin biosynthetic process. NCBI's taxonomy places the organism in Eukaryota, Fungi, Ascomycota, Pichiomycetes, Pichiales, Pichiaceae. The transcript has a single exon. Gene Ontology annotation, cellular component: mitochondrion; membrane. Bases 1 to 1185 code for a protein of 394 amino acids.
AUGAGCUUCUUUUUGUUUCAGCUCUCGCCAUUGAGCCCCAGGUCCCGGAUUAUAUACCAAACAGGGUCAAGGCUGUGGAAUCGACUAGGAAUAUGGAAGGCGGAAAAAACAGCUGGAAACAGGCGAAAUAUUUCAACAAGGAUAGCAUCAAAAGUGAAAAAUGGGCAAAUCGUGCCUAAUGCGUUGAAUUUCUAUGGUCAGAUCCAAGCAGUGAGAAGAUUAUCAUCGGAAAAUGGGAAAAAGAAGAAUCCAGAAAGAAAGAUUGUUGGAAGUGACAGCAAGAACUUCAACCAGCUGAGUAAGCAGGCGAUGGAGAGAGCAAAGCAGCUCAGAGAUGAAGCAUACUUCAGAUCAAGGAAGAUGUACGAUAGGUCGAUGGAAAUAAGCGAUAAGGCAAUCAGACAAUCGGCAGAACGAUCCAAACAGUUAAGAGAUCUAACGGUGGAAAGAUCGCGCGAAUUCAAGGAUAAAACGAUCAAGACGUCAAAGGAACUCACAAAGAACUUGAAGAAGAUUCUCCCACCCGAUAUCCACGAGAAUAUAUACACGUUUCCGAACUUUCUAACCACAACGAGGCUUAUAUGUGCACCUAUAGUGGGAUACAUGAUUCUUCACCAUAUGACGACGGGCUCGUUGAUUUUGUUUGUUUACUCAUGUGUGACAGACUUCUUAGACGGGUUGAUUGCCCGGCAUUGGAACUUGAAGUCCGUCUUUGGCAGUAUCAUCGAUCCGAUCGCCGAUAAAGCUCUGAUGAUUAUUUGCACAGUGUGCUUAUCGAUGACUUCGCAAGUUCCAAUUUAUCUGGCAGCACUAAUCCUAGGAAGAGACAUCAUGCUUGGUGUCAUGGGUGUUGUGGUGCGAUACUUGACACUCCCUGCUCCAAAAACGUUGCUUCGAUACUUUGAUUUCAGUAUUAUUACAGUUGAAGUGCACCCAGUUAUGGUCAGCAAGAUCAACACUGCCUUGCAGAUGGUGUAUCUCGGAACCAUGAUGGUGAAGCCGUUUGUUUUGGCAUAUUUGGGUAACAACUACGGACUUGAGGCCACAGACAUGUUUCUAUCUGGCAUCAAAUACUUCGAGUAUACAGUUGCAACCACCACAAUAUGGAGUGGACUCACGUAUUUGUUCAGUAGGCGAGCUGUGAAGAUAUUGGUUCCGUGGGAAAAACCGAAGAUUGGGAAGUGA